AUGAAAGAAUGUCAGCUUGAUUUAUAUCCUUUAACUUUGAGCUUGGAUAUCAUAAUGAGACCUGGCAGUUCAAAAUCUUCCAAACAUGAUCAAUCAAUACUUGAUAUGUUCGCUAAACAAGUUACUAAAAGAAAAAGAAAAGACUUGGAUACCAAUGAUGAACAACAAUCACAGAAGUUAGAAGAUAAUACUUUAAUAGAAAAUGGGUAUGCUAAAGAAAAUUAUAAUCCAGAUGCGAAUAAAGAAUAUUCCAAAGAGAAUUUUGAAAAGAAAGUUAAGACUGAGAACAGUACCAGUGCACCGGUAGUUCAAGUUAAAAAAACAAAUGUUUUCCUUGAAAAAUGUGAUUACUGUCAUCAAAAAUUAAACAACGAUUUAACAUUCUAUCCAGGACAUCCAAAUGGUGCUGUAGAUGAAGAUAUUGCUUUAAUUGAUCCAAAGUUAUGUUUAUUUAAUGGAGAUGAGUCAAUCAUACAUGAAGGUGAUCAAUAUCCCCAAAAUAAAUUAACCCACUUUAGCGUGUAUGAUAAAAAUGGCCAUUUAUGUCCUUUUGACACUGGACUCAUAGAAAAAAAUGUUAAGUUAUAUUUUUCUGGAUACAUAAAAGCAAUUUAUGAAGAGGAUACAUCUCCUGAAGGUGGAGUCCCUGCUAAAGAUAUGGGUCCGAUAAACGAGUGGUAUGUUGCUGGGUUUGAUGGAGGUGAAUUAGCUCUCAUAGGUUUCAAUACAGCGUUUGCUGAAUACAUUUUAAUGGAACCAUCAGAGGCAUAUUCUCCUUUCAUUGAUGUUGUUAGAGAAAAAAUAUACAUGAGUAAAUCAGUUAUUGAGUUCCUCUUAGAUGAAACUAAUCCCACCUAUGAAGACUUACUCAACAAACUUCAAACGAUUGUACCACCUAAAGGCAUUGCAAGAUUCAGUGAAGAUACUUUACUGCGGCAUGCACAGUUUGUAUGUGAUCAAGUAUUAUCAUUCGAUGAUUCUGCUGUCUCAGACGAUGCCUUCCUUAUUACAAGUCCCUGCAUGCGAGCAUUAGCAAAUCUUGCAGGUGUUACAUUAGGAAAACGAGCAGCACUUCGUAGAACACAACGUCGAGUACAGAAAGUUAAAAAACCUGCCUGGACAAAAGCAACCACUACACAAUUAGUUAAUGAUAUGUUCGAGAACAUUUUUGCUGAUCAGUUGAUUAAACAUGAUGAUAAAAUAAUGAUGGGACCUAAACGACAAAGAUGUGGUAUAUGCGAAAAUUGUCAACAGCCAGAUUGUGGUUUUUGUAAUGCUUGUAAAGACAUGAUCAAGUUUGGAGGAAGUGGUAGGAGCAAGCAGGCUUGCAUUAAAAGAAGAUGUCCAAAUAUGGCCAUUCAAGAAGCAGAUGACUCUGAUCCAGACAAUGAGGAGCUGUACGAUACUUUGAUAGAUAAUAAAAAAAUUGAAGAAGAAAGCAGAAAAAAAGUUUUUAAAGAAUUCAAAAGAGAUAUUAUAUGGGUGGGGAAGCAAAUUGCUACUGAUAAUCAUAGAACGUUUUACAAAUCUGUUAUAGUGGGCGAAGAAAGUAUACAGUUAAAUGAUUAUGUACUUGUUGAACCCAGAAAUCCAACAAUUCCGCUUCAUGUUGCUAAAGUAAUUUACAUGUGGGAAAAUAAAAAUGGUGUAAAGCAAUUCCAUGCAAACUGGUUUCAUAGAGGAAACGAUACAAUUCUGGGAGAAACAUCAGAUCCGAUAGAAUUAUUUUUAAGCGAUGAUUGCGAUGAUGUACCGUUUACAUCUAUUAGAUCAAAAUGUACUGUUAUUUUUAAAAAAAUUCCAGAAAAUUGGGCUGAUUUAGGUAAUAUGGAUUUGAGUCUGGAAAAUAACAUAAAGGACAUAGAUGGCAAGACCUUUUUUUAUCAAAAACGUUACACACCUGAAACGGCUAGAUUUGAGGACCUUCCACUCGAUUCAAGGUGUCUUCGUAAGGAGAGUAUUCAUCGCUUUUGUGCUUCUUGUGCCCGUUUAAGUGAAUACGGACAAUUUAACACGCCAAAGGUCUAUGAAAAAAUAGAAGAAAAGAAUAGCAAGGAAGUUAUUUACGGCAUAGUAAAAUACAAAGGUGAAGAAUAUAGAGUUGGUACUGCAGUAUUUCUGCAGCCUGGAACAUUCAACUUUAAACAUAAGAUUAUGUAUCAAGAUAUUCCAAAAGUGAAAAAAGAAAAUGUAGACGAGGAUGUGUAUCCCGAAUUUUAUAGAAAAUCUUCUGAUCAUAUAAAGGGUUCAAAUUAUGAUGCCCCGGAUCCUUUCUGCAUAGGAUACAUAAACACGAUUUAUGCUACCACAAAUGACACAUUAGUUCCACCUUCUGAUAUUAAUAUUAAAGUAAAUAAAUUAUAUAGACCCGAAAAUACUCAUAAAGAUUCUACAUUAGUGGAACAAACUGACCUAAAUAUGGUUUACUGGAGCGACGAAGUAUGUACCGUCAAAUUUACUGAAGUUCUUGAUAAAUGUUAUCUUGCUUAUUCUGAGAACUUAAAUCAGUCUGUUGAAGAGUGGUCUGUAUUGGGACCAGAUCGAUUUUAUUUCAACGAAGCUUAUAACGUACAAAAAAAAGAAUUUGACGAACCACCUUAUCAUGCUAUCAAUAUUGGCAAAACUAGUAAAGGUGAAGGUAACUUGAAACUUAAAGGUAAAAAAACCGAAGAAAAUCAAAAGAAGCUAUUUGUCAACAGACCUAUCAAAUAUAAAGUUAUAAACAAACUGAAAACAUUGGAUGUAUUUGCUGGAUGUGGCGGGCUAUCGGAAGGUUUCCAUCAGGCUGGUGUGGCUGAAAAUCUUUGGGCUAUUGAGAAGGAAGAACCAGCCGCUCAUGCAUACCGGUUAAAUAACCCAAGUUCGACAGUGUUUAUAGAAGACUGUAAUGUAUUAUUGAAGAAAGUUAUGGAUGGCGAAGUAACAGAUGGUAUUGGUCAAAAGCUUCCUCAAAAGGGUCAAGUAGAGUUAUUAUGUGGUGGUCCGCCUUGCCAAGGAUUCAGCGGCAUGAAUCGUUUCAAUUCACGGCAGUAUUCCUUAUUUAAAAGCUCCCUUGUUGUGUCUUAUUUAUCAUACUGUGAUUAUUAUAGGCCUAAGUUUUUUGUAAUGGAAAAUGUUAGAAAUUUCGUAUCUUUUAAAAAAAGUAUGGUUUUAAAACUAACACUACGCUGUCUAGUUCGUAUGGGCUACCAAUGUACAUUUGGUAUUCUUCAAGCUGGAAAUUAUGGGGUACCUCAAACGAGACGGAGAAUGAUCAUUUUGGCUGCUGCACCUGGCCAGAAACUGCCAAAUUAUCCAGAACCAACGAAUGUAUUCAGCAAACGUGCAUGCCAAUUGAGUGUACUAGUCAAUAACAAAAAAUAUAGUUCUAAUUGUACUUGGACAGAAUCAGCACCAUUUAGAACAAUUAGUGUCAAGGAUUCCAUGUCUGAUUUACCGGAAAUAAAAAAUGGAUGGAACAAGGAGGAGAUGUCUUACAGCAGUGAACCGAUAUCACACUUUCAAAGAAAAAUGAGAGGCAACCAAUAUCAACCUCUAUUAAGAGAUCAUAUAUGUAAAGAAAUGGCACCCCUUGUGGAGACCAGAAUAACUCACAUCCCAACUGCCAGUGGUUCAGAUUGGCGUGAUUUACCAAAUGUUGCUGUAAGAUUAAGCGACGGAACAUAUUCGAAAAAAUUGGAAUACACUUAUAAUGACAUGAAAGCCGGGAGAAGUUCGACAGGAGCAUAUCGUGGAGUAUGCAGUUGUAGUACAGGAAAAUCAUGUGAUCCUGUAGAUAGACAAUUUAACACCCUAAUUCCAUGGUGUCUUCCACACACAGGAAAUCGUCAUAAUCAUUGGGCUGGUUUAUAUGGCCGAUUGGAAUGGAAUGGAUUUUUUAGUACAACUAUUACAAAUCCUGAGCCUAUGGGAAAACAGGGUCGUGUGUUGCAUCCAGUACAAACUCGAGUGGUAAGUAUACGCGAAUGUGCAAGGUCUCAAGGAUUUCCAGAUACCUUCCGAUUUUAUGGGACUAUACUUGAUAAACAUCGACAAAUUGGAAAUGCAGUUCCUCCUCCACUUGGAGCAGCCAUAGGUCACGAGAUAAGGAAGUGUGUAGAAGAGGAAAAUAUAAUCACUGAGACACAUGUAGACAUGAAAUUAGAACUUUAUUCUGUGAAGUCUGGAAUAGACGAUAAAAAUUUUAGCUAA
Molecule: messenger RNA, 4191 nt
Organism: Dufourea novaeangliae
Lineage: Eukaryota; Metazoa; Arthropoda; Insecta; Hymenoptera; Halictidae
Gene: Dnmt1a
Product: DNA (cytosine-5)-methyltransferase PliMCI-like
Exons: 15
Coding region: 1-4191 (1396 amino acids)
Cellular component (GO): nucleus
Molecular function (GO): DNA (cytosine-5-)-methyltransferase activity; zinc ion binding; DNA binding
Source: RefSeq, a predicted model, not a curated record